This is a messenger RNA of Salvia miltiorrhiza (redroot sage), 1223 nucleotides long. RefSeq names its product nudix hydrolase 18, mitochondrial-like. The transcript is spliced from 5 exons. Gene Ontology annotation, molecular function: pyrophosphatase activity. The record is from RefSeq and is a predicted model, not a curated record. Gene Ontology annotation, cellular component: cytoplasm; nucleus. Bases 348 to 923 code for a protein of 191 amino acids. Lineage: Eukaryota; Viridiplantae; Streptophyta; Magnoliopsida; Lamiales; Lamiaceae.
AAAGUGAAAUAAGUCAAAUACAAUGUAUAUCGACGGCAUAUCACAAAAAUUUGAGCACAUAAAUGCAUAAUCCUAUGUGAACUGAAGCGAGAGAUUUAAAACAAAACAGACAUUAUAGUUCCAACGGUUUAGCAAGUAGAAACAUAAUAAAUGUGGGUUGACAAAGUCUUAUUUCCAAUUCUUGUCAUAAAAAAAGGAUGAGAAUGUGGCCCAGCUUCUUUAUUUUAUCACCGCAGUUUUCCUCAAAUACGAACUUUUGCAGAUACUAUAUAUAUACAUACUAAUCAGUAGUUUAUCUGGGUAGUUCUUAAUUACAUGUUUCUGCAAAGAUUUUUUUUUAAAUAACAAUGGAGUUGAAGAAUAUGUUAGCUCUUGCUGCUCGUACUGGACGCCAUAUGCAGCGCUACAAUAUCUUUGGCCACCGCCAAGUAGUUGGAUGCAUUCCAUACAGAUAUAGAAGUCGAGGUGGAGCAUCUAUGGUGGAUGAGGAAGAUAUUGAAGUCCUUGUUAUAACUGCACAAAGAAAAGGCAAAGGGGUGAUGUUUCCAAAGGGAGGUUGGGAAAUUGAUGAAUCUAUUGAAGAAGCAGCGUUGCGCGAAACUGUGGAGGAAGCCGGUGUGGUCGGAGAUGUUGAGCAUAAAUUGGGGAAAUGGAGUUUCAAUAGCAAAAACAGGGAAACCUUCUAUGAAGGUCACAUGUUCCCAUUGCUAGUGAAGGAGCAGCUGGAAUUCUGGCCUGAGAAAGACAUCCGUCAAAGAAUUUGGAUAAGUGUUAGAGAAGCAAGAAGGGUUUGCGAAUAUUGGUGGAUGAAGGAAGCUCUAGAAUUACUAGUGAAUCGCCUCACCUCAGCCUCGCCGCCCAAAACAGAAGUGGUUAGCUUAGCCAGAGCCGCAGCAAAUGUUGCUUUGAUUGCAAACGCUUGAACCCAAACCACUUCCAUUUUCAAGAAAACGAUACCAGAUUUAGCACACAUGUAGCCAACUCUUGUUUCGUUUUUUUUUUCUUCUUUUUUUCCGAGUUUCUUGCAUGUCUUGUACAGAGUUAAAUUGGUUCAAAAUCCAGUUUUUUUAUCGAAUUUUAACUGGAAUUGGACUGAUGUGUUGUGGGUUGUGAUCAGAGGAUAGUGUGUUUUGAAAAAUGUGGGAGUUUGUUUCGUGUACUUUUCGUCAAGGGAAUUGAUGAAUAUGUAUUAGACAAUAUGAAUUCUGUUUUCACUUUGCAAA